AGGCAGGGGGCGGCAACAUGGCGGAGUGAGCGGCGGCGUCGGGGCUUCACAACAACAGUGGCGCCCGUAGCAGCGGCGGCAGCAGCGUCAAUUGCAUCGGCCACAGCCUGAGCUUCAGCACCGGCAAGCGUCGUGGCCAGCUGCUCGCGUCCUAGGGCUUCUCGGAGCGGCGGCAGCAUCUCCGCGGGGGGCGGGCCGGGCCGGACGGACCGGGAGAGGGAGAGAGCAGAGGCAGCGGCAGCGGCGGCGGCAGCGGCACACCUGCUGGGCGGGCACGGCCGCUUGCCCGGCAGCGGUUAGCGGUACCGCCACCGCCGAGAAUAAGCUUGCGGAUCCCCCGCCGCCUCCGCCGGGGAGAGCGCCGGAGCGGGCCGGGCUGAGACGCAGGCGGGGAGCGGGCCCGGCGCCGCGGCGCUGGUGGAUGCUGGGGCUUCGAGGAGACGGCCGGGGGGCGGGGGCCGAGGCAGGUAUAACGGUACCGGCGGCGGCAGCGCCGCUGCUCUUCCCUUCUCCUCAGGAGGGGGGCCAAUGGCGAGCGAGAAGCCGGGCCCGGGCCCGGUGCUCGAGCCUCAGCCCGUGGGGCUCAUUGCCGUCGGGGCCGCUGGCGGAGGCGGCGGGGGCAGCGGCGGUGGCGGCACCGGGGGCAGCGGGAUGGGGGAGCUAAGGGGGGCGUCCGGCUCCGGCUCGGUGAUGCUCCCCGCGGGGAUGAUUAACCCUUCGGUGCCGAUCCGCAACAUCCGGAUGAAAUUCGCAGUGUUGAUUGGACUCAUACAGGUCGGAGAGGUCAGCAACAGGGACAUCGUGGAGACGGUGCUCAACCUGCUGGUUGGUGGAGAAUUUGACUUGGAGAUGAACUUUAUUAUCCAGGAUGCUGAGAGUAUAACAUGCAUGACAGAGCUUUUGGAGCACUGUGAUGUAACAUGUCAAGCAGAAAUAUGGAGCAUGUUUACAGCCAUUCUACGAAAAAGUGUUCGGAAUUUACAGACUAGCACAGAAGUUGGGCUAAUUGAACAAGUAUUGCUGAAAAUGAGUGCAGUAGAUGACAUGAUAGCAGAUCUUCUAGUUGAUAUGUUGGGGGUUCUUGCCAGCUACAGCAUCACUGUCAAGGAGUUGAAGCUUUUGUUCAGCAUGCUUCGAGGAGAAAGUGGAAUCUGGCCAAGACAUGCAGUAAAAUUAUUAUCAGUUCUUAAUCAGAUGCCACAGAGACAUGGUCCUGAUACUUUUUUCAAUUUCCCUGGUUGUAGUGCUGCGGCAAUUGCCUUGCCUCCUAUUGCAAAGUGGCCUUAUCAGAAUGGCUUCACCUUAAACACUUGGUUUCGUAUGGAUCCAUUAAAUAACAUUAAUGUUGACAAGGAUAAACCUUAUCUUUAUUGUUUUCGUACUAGCAAAGGAGUUGGUUACUCUGCUCAUUUUGUUGGCAACUGUUUAAUAGUCACAUCAUUGAAGUCCAAAGGGAAAGGUUUUCAGCAUUGUGUGAAAUACGAUUUUCAGCCACGCAAGUGGUACAUGAUCAGCAUUGUCCACAUUUACAAUCGAUGGAGGAACAGUGAAAUUCGGUGUUAUGUUAAUGGACAACUGGUAUCUUAUGGUGAUAUGGCUUGGCAUGUUAACACAAAUGAUAGCUAUGACAAGUGCUUUCUUGGAUCAUCAGAAACUGCUGAUGCAAAUAGGGUAUUCUGUGGUCAACUUGGAGCCGUGUAUGUGUUCAGUGAAGCACUCAACCCAGCACAGAUAUUUGCAAUUCAUCAGUUAGGACCUGGAUAUAAGAGUACCUUCAAGUUUAAAUCUGAGAGUGAUAUUCAUUUGGCAGAACAUCAUAAACAGGUUUUAUAUGAUGGAAAACUUGCAAGUAGCAUUGCCUUUACAUAUAAUGCUAAGGCCACUGAUGCUCAACUCUGCCUGGAAUCAUCACCAAAAGAGAAUGCAUCAAUUUUUGUGCAUUCCCCACAUGCUCUAAUGCUUCAGGAUGUGAAAGCAAUAGUAACACAUUCAAUUCAUAGUGCAAUUCAUUCAAUUGGAGGGAUUCAAGUGCUUUUUCCACUUUUUGCCCAAUUGGAUAAUCGGCAGCUCAACGACAGUCAAGUAGAAACAACUGUCUGUGCUACUCUUUUGGCAUUCCUGGUUGAACUACUUAAAAGUUCAGUAGCCAUGCAAGAACAGAUGCUGGGUGGAAAAGGCUUUUUAGUCAUUGGCUACUUACUUGAAAAGUCAUCAAGAGUUCAUAUAACUAGAGCUGUCCUGGAGCAAUUUUUAUCUUUUGCAAAAUACCUUGAUGGUUUAUCUCAUGGAGCACCUUUACUGAAGCAGCUUUGUGAUCACAUUUUAUUUAACCCAGCCAUCUGGAUACAUACACCUGCAAAGGUUCAACUUUCCCUAUACACAUAUUUGUCUGCUGAAUUUAUUGGAACUGCUACCAUCUACACCACCAUACGCAGAGUAGGAACAGUAUUACAGCUAAUGCACACCUUAAAAUAUUACUACUGGGUUAUUAAUCCUGCUGACAGUAGUGGUAUUACACCUAAAGGAUUAGAUGGUCCCCGGCCAUCACAAAAAGAAAUUAUAUCACUGAGGGCAUUUAUGCUACUUUUUCUGAAACAGCUCAUACUGAAGGAUCGAGGGGUCAAGGAAGAUGAACUUCAGAGUAUAUUAAAUUACCUACUUACGAUGCAUGAGGAUGAAAAUAUUCAUGAUGUGCUACAGUUACUAGUGGCUUUAAUGUCAGAACACCCAGCGUCAAUGAUACCAGCAUUUGAUCAAAGAAAUGGAAUAAGGGUGAUCUACAAAUUACUGGCUUCUAAAAGUGAAAGUAUUUGGGUUCAAGCUUUGAAGGUUCUGGGAUACUUUCUGAAGCAUUUAGGUCACAAGAGAAAAGUUGAAAUUAUGCACACCCAUAGUCUUUUCACUCUUCUUGGAGAAAGGCUGAUGUUGCAUACAAACACUGUGACUGUCACCACAUACAACACACUUUAUGAGAUCUUGACAGAGCAAGUAUGUACUCAGGUCGUACACAAACCACAUCCAGAGCCAGAUUCUACAGUGAAAAUUCAGAAUCCAAUGAUUCUUAAAGUGGUGGCAACUUUGUUAAAAAACUCUACACCAAGCGCAGAGCUGAUGGAAGUUCGUCGUUUAUUUUUAUCUGAUAUGAUAAAACUUUUCAGUAACAGCCGUGAAAAUAGAAGAUGCUUAUUGCAGUGUUCAGUGUGGCAGGAUUGGAUGUUUUCUCUUGGCUAUAUCAAUCCUAAAAAUUCUGAGGAACAGAAGAUUACUGAAAUGGUCUACAAUAUCUUCCGGAUUCUUUUGUAUCAUGCAAUAAAAUACGAAUGGGGAGGCUGGAGAGUCUGGGUGGAUACGCUGUCAAUAGCCCAUUCCAAGGUCACUUAUGAAGCUCAUAAGGAAUACCUAGCCAAAAUGUAUGAAGAAUAUCAAAGACAAGAAGAGGAAAACAUUAAAAAAGGAAAGAAAGGGAAUGUGAGCACCAUCUCUGGUCUUUCAUCACAGACAACGGGAGCAAAAGGUGGAAUGGAAAUUCGAGAGAUAGAAGAUCUUUCACAAAGCCAGAGCCCAGAAAGUGAGACCGAUUACCCUGUCAGCACAGAUACUCGAGACUUACUCAUGUCAACAAAAGUGUCAGAUGAUAUACUUGGAAAUUCAGAUAGACCAGGAAGUGGUGUACAUGUGGAAGUACAUGAUCUUUUAGUAGAUAUAAAAGCAGAGAAAGUGGAAGCAACAGAAGUAAAGCUCGAUGAUAUGGAUUUGUCACCGGAGACUUUAGUAGGUGGAGAGAAUGGUGCCCUUGUGGAGGUUGAAUCUCUGUUGGAUAAUGUAUAUAGUGCUGCUGUUGAGAAACUCCAGAACAAUGUACAUGGAAGUGUUGGUAUCAUUAAAAAAAAUGAAGAAAAGGAUAAUGGUCCCUUGAUAACAUUAGCAGAUGAGAAAGAAGACCUUCCCAAUAGUAGUACAUCAUUUCUCUUUGAUAAAAUACCCAAACAGGAAGAAAAACUACUUCCUGAACUUUCUAGCAAUCACAUUAUUCCAAAUAUUCAGGACACACAAGUACAUCUUGGUGUUAGUGAUGAUCUUGGAUUGCUUGCUCACAUGACCGGUAGUGUAGACUUAACUUGUACAUCUAGUAUAAUAGAAGAAAAAGAGUUCAAAAUCCACACAACUUCAGAUGGAAUGAGCAGUAUUUCUGAAAGAGACUUAGCGUCAUCAGCUAAGGGGCUGGAGUAUGCUGAAAUGACUGCUACAACUCUGGAAACUGAGUCUUCUAGUAGCAAAAUUGUACCAAAUAUUGAUGCAGGAAGUAUAAUUUCAGAUACUGAAAGGUCUGACGAUGGCAAAGAAUCAGGAAAAGAAAUCCGAAAAAUCCAAACAACUACUACGACACAAGCUGUGCAGGGUCGGUCUAUCACCCAACAAGACCGAGAUCUCCGAGUUGAUUUAGGAUUUCGAGGAAUGCCAAUGACUGAAGAACAGCGGCGCCAGUUUAGCCCAGGUCCACGGACUACGAUGUUUCGUAUUCCUGAGUUUAAAUGGUCUCCAAUGCACCAGCGGCUUCUCACUGAUUUGCUAUUUGCAUUAGAAACUGAUGUACAUGUCUGGAGGAGCCAUUCCACAAAGUCUGUAAUGGAUUUUGUCAAUAGCAAUGAAAAUAUUAUUUUUGUACAUAACACAAUUCACCUCAUUUCCCAAAUGGUAGACAACAUCAUCAUUGCUUGUGGAGGAAUUUUACCUUUGCUCUCUGCUGCUACAUCACCAACUGGUUCUAAGACGGAAUUGGAAAAUAUUGAAGUGACACAAGGCAUGUCAGCUGAGACAGCAGUAACUUUCCUCAGCCGGCUCAUGGCUAUGGUUGAUGUACUUGUGUUUGCAAGCUCUCUAAAUUUUAGUGAGAUUGAAGCUGAGAAAAACAUGUCUUCUGGGGGUUUAAUGCGACAGUGCCUAAGAUUAGUUUGUUGUGUUGCUGUGAGAAACUGUUUAGAAUGUCGGCAAAGACAGAGAGACAGGGGAAAUAAAUCUUCCCAUGGAAGCAGUAAACCUCAGGAAGUUCCCCAAAGUGUGACUGCCACAGCAGCUUCGAAGACUCCAUUGGAAAAUGUUCCAGGUAACCUUUCUCCUAUUAAGGAUCCUGAUAGACUUCUUCAGGAUGUUGAUAUCAAUCGCCUUCGUGCUGUUGUCUUUCGGGAUGUGGAUGAUAGCAAACAGGCACAGUUCUUAGCUCUGGCUGUUGUUUACUUCAUUUCGGUUCUGAUGGUUUCCAAGUAUCGUGACAUAUUAGAACCCCAGAGAGAGACUACAAGAACUGGAAGCCAACCAGGUAGAAACAUCAGACAAGAAAUAAAUUCACCAACAAGUACAGUUGUGGUCAUACCAUCUAUCCCUCAUCCAAGUUUGAACCAUGGAUUCCUUGCCAAGUUAAUUCCUGAGCAGAGCUUUGGCCACUCAUUUUACAAAGAAACACCUGCUGCAUUUCCAGACACUAUAAAAGAAAAGGAAGCACCAACUCCUGGUGAAGAUAUUCAGCCAGAAAGUUCAAUUCCCCAUACAGAUUCAGGAAUUGGAGAGGAGCAAGUGGCUAGCAUUCUGAAUGGGGCAGAAUUAGAAACAAGUACAGGCCCUGAUGCCAUGAGUGAACUCUUAUCCACUUUGUCAUCUGAAGUGAAGAAAUCACAAGAGAGCUUAACUGAAAAUCCCAGUGAAACGUUGAAGCCUGCACCAUCCAUAUCUAGCAUUAGUCAAACCAAAGGCAUCAAUGUCAAGGAAAUACUGAAAAGUCUUGUGGCUGCUCCAGUUGAAAUUGCAGAAUGUGGCCCUGAACCUAUCCCAUACCCAGAUCCAGCAUUGAAGAGAGAAGCGCAAGCUAUUCUUCCUAUGCAGUUUCAUUCCUUUGACAGGAGUGUUGUGGUGCCUGUAAAGAAGCCACCUCCAGGUAGUUUAGCUGUAACCACUGUGGGAGCCACUACUGCUGGAAGUGGGCUGCCAACAGGCAGUACCUCUAAUAUAUUUGCUGCUACUGGAGCUACACCAAAAAGUAUGAUUAAUACAACAGGUGCCGUGGAUUCAGGGUCCUCCUCCUCUUCCUCCUCUUCUAGUUUUGUGAAUGGUGCUACCAGCAAAAACCUUCCAGCUGUACAAACAGUUGCUCCAAUGCCAGAAGAUUCAGCUGAAAAUAUGAGCAUCACUGCAAAACUUGAAAGAGCUUUAGAAAAAGUUGCUCCUCUUCUUCGUGAAAUUUUUGUAGACUUUGCCCCAUUCCUAUCUCGUACACUUCUUGGCAGUCAUGGACAAGAGCUAUUGAUAGAAGGCCUUGUUUGUAUGAAGUCCAGCACAUCUGUGGUUGAGCUUGUUAUGCUGCUUUGUUCUCAGGAAUGGCAAAACUCUAUUCAGAAGAAUGCAGGACUUGCAUUUAUUGAGCUCAUCAAUGAAGGAAGAUUACUGUGCCAUGCUAUGAAGGACCAUAUAGUUCGUGUUGCAAAUGAAGCUGAGUUUAUUUUGAACAGACAGAGAGCCGAAGAUGUACAUAAACAUGCAGAGUUUGAGUCACAGUGUGCCCAGUAUGCUGCUGAUAGAAGAGAGGAAGAAAAGAUGUGUGACCAUCUGAUCAGUGCUGCAAAACAUCGAGACCAUGUAACAGCAAAUCAGCUGAAACAGAAGAUUCUCAAUAUUCUCACAAAUAAACAUGGUGCUUGGGGAGCAGUUUCUCAUAGCCAAUUGCAUGAUUUCUGGCGUUUGGAUUACUGGGAAGAUGAUCUUCGUCGAAGGAGACGAUUUGUUCGCAAUGCAUUUGGCUCCACUCAUGCUGAGGCAUUGCUCAAAGCUGCAAUAGAAUAUGGCACGGAAGAAGAUGUAGUAAAGUCAAAGAAAACAUUCAGAAGUCAAGCAAUAGUGAACCAGAAUGCAGAGACAGAACUUAUGCUGGAAGGAGACGAUGAUGCAGUCAGUCUGCUACAGGAGAAAGAAAUCGACAACCUUGCAGGCCCAGUGGUUCUCAGCACCCCUGCCCAGCUCAUCGCUCCCGUGGUGGUGGCCAAGGGGACUCUCUCCAUCACCACGACAGAAAUCUACUUCGAGGUAGAUGAGGAUGAUUCCGCCUUCAAGAAGAUCGACACUAAAGUUCUUGCAUACACUGAGGGACUUCACGGAAAAUGGAUGUUCAGCGAGAUACGAGCUGUAUUUUCAAGACGUUACCUUCUACAAAACACUGCUUUGGAAGUAUUUAUGGCAAACCGAACCUCAGUUAUGUUUAAUUUCCCUGAUCAAGCAACAGUAAAAAAAGUUGUCUAUAGCUUGCCUCGGGUUGGAGUAGGGACCAGCUAUGGUUUGCCACAAGCCAGGAGGAUAUCAUUGGCCACUCCUCGACAGCUUUAUAAAUCUUCCAAUAUGACUCAGCGCUGGCAAAGAAGGGAAAUUUCAAACUUCGAAUAUUUGAUGUUCCUUAAUACGAUUGCAGGACGGACAUAUAAUGAUCUGAACCAAUAUCCAGUAUUUCCAUGGGUGUUAACCAACUAUGAAUCAGAAGAAUUGGACCUGACUCUUCCAGGAAACUUCAGGGAUCUAUCAAAGCCAAUUGGUGCUUUGAACCCAAAGAGAGCUGUGUUUUACGCAGAGCGUUAUGAGACGUGGGAAGAUGAUCAAAGCCCACCCUACCAUUAUAAUACCCAUUAUUCAACAGCAACAUCUACUUUAUCCUGGCUUGUUCGAAUUGAACCUUUCACAACCUUCUUCCUCAAUGCAAAUGAUGGAAAAUUUGAUCAUCCAGAUCGAACCUUCUCGUCCGUUGCAAGGUCUUGGAGAACUAGUCAGAGAGAUACUUCUGAUGUAAAGGAACUAAUUCCAGAGUUCUACUACCUACCAGAGAUGUUUGUCAACAGUAAUGGAUAUAAUCUUGGAGUCAGAGAAGAUGAAGUAGUGGUAAAUGAUGUAGAUCUUCCCCCUUGGGCAAAAAAACCUGAAGACUUUGUGCGGAUCAACAGGAUGGCCCUAGAAAGUGAAUUUGUUUCUUGCCAACUUCAUCAGUGGAUCGACCUUAUAUUUGGCUAUAAGCAGCGAGGACCAGAAGCAGUUCGUGCUCUGAAUGUUUUUCACUACUUGACUUAUGAAGGCUCUGUGAACCUGGAUAGUAUCACUGAUCCUGUGCUCAGGGAGGCCAUGGAGGCACAGAUACAGAACUUUGGACAGACGCCAUCUCAGUUGCUUAUUGAGCCACAUCCGCCUCGGAGCUCUGCCAUGCACCUGUGUUUCCUUCCACAGAGUCCGCUCAUGUUUAAAGAUCAGAUGCAACAGGAUGUGAUAAUGGUGCUGAAGUUUCCUUCAAAUUCUCCAGUGACCCAUGUGGCAGCCAACACCCUGCCCCACUUGACCAUCCCCGCAGUGGUGACAGUGACUUGCAGCCGACUGUUUGCAGUGAAUAGAUGGCACAACACAGUAGGCCUCAGAGGAGCUCCAGGAUACUCCUUGGAUCAAGCCCACCAUCUUCCCAUUGAAAUGGAUCCAUUAAUUGCCAAUAAUUCUGGUGUAAACAAACGGCAGAUCACAGACCUCGUUGACCAGAGUAUACAAAUCAAUGCACAUUGUUUUGUGGUCACAGCAGAUAAUCGCUAUAUUCUUAUCUGUGGAUUCUGGGAUAAGAGCUUCAGAGUUUAUUCUACAGAAACAGGGAAAUUGACUCAGAUUGUAUUUGGCCAUUGGGAUGUGGUCACAUGCUUGGCCAGGUCUGAGUCAUACAUUGGUGGAGACUGCUACAUCGUGUCCGGAUCUCGAGAUGCCACCCUGCUGCUCUGGUACUGGAGUGGGCGGCACCAUAUCAUAGGAGACAACCCUAACAGCAGUGACUAUCCUGCACCAAGAGCCGUCCUCACAGGCCAUGACCAUGAGGUUGUCUGUGUUUCUGUCUGUGCAGAACUUGGGCUUGUUAUCAGCGGUGCUAAAGAGGGCCCUUGCCUUGUCCACACCAUCACUGGAGAUUUGCUGAGAGCCCUUGAAGGACCAGAAAACUGCUUAUUCCCACGCUUGAUUUCUGUCUCCAGCGAAGGCCAUUGUAUCAUAUACUAUGAACGAGGGCGAUUCAGCAAUUUCAGCAUUAAUGGGAAACUUUUGGCUCAAAUGGAGAUCAAUGAUUCAACACGGGCCAUUCUCCUGAGCAGUGAUGGCCAGAACCUGGUCACCGGAGGGGACAAUGGGGUAGUAGAGGUCUGGCAGGCCUGUGACUUCAAGCAACUGUACAUUUACCCUGGAUGUGAUGCUGGCAUUAGAGCAAUGGACUUGUCCCAUGACCAGAGGACUCUGAUCACUGGCAUGGCUUCUGGUAGCAUUGUAGCUUUUAAUAUAGAUUUUAAUCGGUGGCAUUAUGAGCAUCAGAACAGAUACUGAAGAUAAAGAAAGACCCAAAAGCCAAGUUAAAGCUGAGAGCACAAGUGCUGCAUGGAAAGGCAAUAUCUCUGAUGGGAAAAACUCGUCUGCAUCGACCUCCGUUUGUGCAUUCCAUCACACCCAGCAAUAGCUGUACAUUGUAGUCAGCAACAUUUUACUUUGUGUGUUUUUUCACGACUGAACACCAGCUGCUAUCAAGCAAGCUUAUAUCAUGUAAAUUAUAUGAAUUAGGAGACGUUUUGGUAAUUAUUUCAUAUAUUGUUGUUUAUUGAGAAAAGGUUGUAGGAUGUGUCACAAGAGACUUUUGACAAUUCUGAGGAACCUUGUGUCCAGUUGUUACAAAGUUUAAGCUUUGAACCUAACCUGCAUCCCAUUUCCAGCCUCUUUUCAAGCUGAGGAAAAAAAAAAACACACACACGUUUGAUACUUUGUACAUCAGAUGCAUCUUAUUUAAAAGGAAUACUUUUGUAAAAGUAAAACCUUGUAUAAAGAACAAAAUGUUUCUUAAUUUUAUUGUGGAGUUACAACUUGCAUGUUCCUUACUCCUGAUGGCUUGAUGGAACAGGUGCAUUCACACUAUGAAACAAAGAUCUGUCCAAGGACACAGCUUGUAUGAAAGGGUUGAAUUUGGGCUCCAUCAGUAAUUUUUGACAUUUUCGCCAAAAUAUAGUUUGCACUUUUUAAUCUAAAUUCAUCCCUUCUGAGUGAAAUUUGCUCAUAAAGCAUUUGGAUACUAAGCCAUUAUUUGCCAUUUUGGGUACUUUAUACAAAGAAAAUUCAGCCCUACCCUGCAUAAUUUGAAGACACAGCAGAAAGGGGGCUUAGGGAUGAGGUCCUGGUUUUUCUUGUAUAAAUAGGAGUUAUGAGCGUUAGUUCCGUAGUAAUAACUUCCCAGCACCUGCACAUCUCUUCCAGAGUCAUCCCACUGGCUUGGUGUGUAUACAUCAGGGGAGGAUAAUCUGAUGCUAACUUUUUUUUUUCUCUUUGGUUCUUGAAUAGCUUAGUUUCUUUAAUAACAAGUCAGACUUUAUUACAACAAUAAACUGAAGUUAUUCUUUUAGGUUCUCGUGAAAUUCUCACCGAAAGCCACAUUCUUAGCCUAAGGCACUUCAUCUUUUAUGAUAUAAAAUGAUGGCUAUCAAAUGAUUUUCCAUACAUUGUACUGAUCAAGUUAUACACCCAGGGGUAUAUACACUUUCUUCAUGUUUCUUCUUUGUAUAUUUGGUGACUGUAUCGUCAUAGAUGUACAUAUUGUGUCGGUAGGGCUAUGAGGCAUGUUACAGGAAUGUAAUUUUCUCAGAAUUUACACUCACUUGCAGUCAUUUAUUUAAAAAGAUAAAACAAGAUAAUGGGUUCUUUGUAUUGGCACUUUGCACCAGAAACAUAUCAUUAUUUAUUGAUGUGAUUACUUAUUUGUUAUCCACCUUGUACUAGUAAGUUUUAGCACUGAAUUCCUUCUUCAUUGUUGUUUGUAUUUAUGAAAUUCUGAAAUUAUGGGGAAUCAGCAUAGUGAUUAAGUUAUUCAUCACCAGGCUGUAAAGCAAUAUCUUGAGUUUGUAGCUUAGAAUUGGGAGGACACUGAACAUCUGGAAGACAAGUCCAUUUCAUCUUGAGAUCAUGGUGAAAUAUUUUGGAUAUAUAAAUUCCUUAAGCUAUUGUAACCAUGUUUUAUUGCAAAGAUGUAAAAUAUGCCAGAUGUGUGUGAGUUGGAAAUCAAAAAAAGAAAAAUAAAAUAUGCAAAGAAUUCA
Messenger RNA from Macaca mulatta (Rhesus monkey), 11117 nucleotides. It is a transcript of the gene NBEA, whose product is annotated as neurobeachin. Gene Ontology annotation, cellular component: membrane; cytosol. The record is from RefSeq and is a predicted model, not a curated record. Gene Ontology annotation, biological process: intracellular protein localization. Gene Ontology annotation, molecular function: protein kinase binding. NCBI's taxonomy places the organism in Eukaryota, Metazoa, Chordata, Mammalia, Primates, Cercopithecidae.